Punica granatum (pomegranate) is the source of this 2044-nucleotide messenger RNA. NCBI's taxonomy places the organism in Eukaryota, Viridiplantae, Streptophyta, Magnoliopsida, Myrtales, Lythraceae. The record is from RefSeq and is a predicted model, not a curated record.
CCCUUGCGAUAAGACUCAUAUUCAACCGAUCGAGAGAGAGAGAGAGAGACUCAGAUCAGGUUAACAGCAAUUGCCCUCUCUGAGCAUUUUCCAGUCAUAUACUGUUCAACAUAGUCUUCUCGAGAAAUUAUUAUGGGUUUUCAGUUUCAGGGCAACCCCACGAAGCAGGAAAUUGCUCAACAAACUAAAUCGGCGAUUUGAAAAAGAUCGGGCAAGGAUCAAAGACCAAGAUGAACCCUAGGAAUCUCAGGACGGUGAAUUCUGACAUGAAGCUGCAAGACGAAGACAAAACCCCCGAUUGGGCGAUCGACAUCAACUGCCACCUUGAAGAAGGUCAUACCUUCGAUGCAGGGAAGUCUUGGACCAUCUACAGAGUCCCAAACAAUUUCCACCAAGUGCGCGAGAGUGCUUUUGACCCAAAAAUCAUAUCUGUUGGCCCUUUCCAUUGUAAAGAAUCAAGUUUGCAGGCCAUGGAGGAGCACAAGAUGCGUUAUUUGGUGCGGCUUUUGGGAGGCAAGUUUGAAAAAGAAGGAGGGAGUGGGCUGGAUGGAGAGGAACUACCUCGCAAGACCGUGAAACUUGAGGAUCUCGUGAAAUCAAUGAAAUUGUUGGAGCAGAAAACAAGGGCAUGCUACUCGGAGAAUUUCAAUAAUAUCAAAAGCGAUGAGUUUGUGCACAUGAUGGUCACUGAUGGUUGCUUCGUGGUUGAAAUAUUGCGCCAGUAUUACAAGCAUGUCAAGCACGAGGAAGCAAAACUCAAGGAUCUUGAUUCAAGAUCAAAAAAGGGUAUCGCUGCAAUAAUUGAGACUGUUGAUGAUCCUUCCAGGCAAAAGAAGACUGUUGAUGAUCCUAUCUUUGAAACUCGAUGGAUGCUCAGAACCCUUCAACGUGACCUCUUAAUGCUCGAGAACCAACUUCCUUUUUUUGUCCUCGAAGAACUCUUCAAACUCACGAGCACCGAUCAGGAAGAAACCUCACUUCCAGUACUCGCAGUAACCUUCUUCAACCCACUUCUUCCGAGAGAAGAUAUAGCUGCCAAGCUCGACAAAGAAGAAGAGUAUGAUCACCUCCUCGAUGUCUUCCGCAGCACUUUCCUCUCAGCAGUCAGAAAAAAAGUGAAAGCCCAUGGGUGGUCGGGGUCCUCGCACAACUUAAGUAUGCCUGCAAUUGCAUCCCAAGACAGAAACUUAAUCCUCGAUGUCUUCCUCACCACUUUCCUCUCAGCAGUCCAAGCAUGCACAAGACGGGGUACCCACGGGUCGUUCUCAUCCUCCCACAGCUCCGCAUCCCAAGACAGACAAUUGAACCACUGCGCAAUUGAAGUGCAGGAGGCCGGAGUUGAGAUCCAAAAACAAGAGAACUGUGAUUUGCUGGACAUCAGUUACAACGACGGGGUUCUCAAGAUUCCUCCGUUACCUAUCAAUGACGACACUGUCCCCUUGUUCUUUAAUUUUAUAGCCUUUGAGCAAUGCGACGACGCGGCAAGACCCUUCUUCACCAACUUCUUCAUGUUCCUUGACAGCUUAAUCUAUUCCAAGCUUGACGUACAGAUCCUCCACAGAGAAGCAAUCAUCAACCAUGCUCUUGGGAGCAACAAAGCUGUGGCAAUCCUGAUAAAUACACUGGCGAGGCAGAUUGUCUACGACCCAUCCCAAUGUUACUUGUCGGCCGAGAUGAAGAAGGUGAACCAUCGUUGCAAGGUUUAUUAUGAGAGCAAAUUGCGGACCUGGUGGAGAAACCUAGUAAGGAAAUACUUCAGCAACCCGUGGUCGAUCCUAUCUCUGGCAGCGGCUAUUCUCCUAUUGAUUCUGACAGUUGUGCAAACCUUCUACACCAUAUAUCCCGUCUACAAAUAAGAAAAUUUUUAAUUCGAUGAACUCUUCCAGUGAAAUUUCAAUAAUUUCUGUUUUGUUUUGGGGCUUGCCAGGUUUCUUGAAUUUUAUGAAGAGGUUAUAUAAUGUAUUUAUUGUAAUUCGAUACUGAACAUAGUAUUGUAUGCAUUGAAUAAAGCUUGAGUGUGAUAUUGAAAGAGGUGUGUUGGUUG